Messenger RNA from Procambarus clarkii (red swamp crayfish), 759 nucleotides. Lineage: Eukaryota; Metazoa; Arthropoda; Malacostraca; Decapoda; Cambaridae. The record is from RefSeq and is a predicted model, not a curated record.
AUGGAAGCCAACCCACCCUACUGGAAGGCAGCCCACCCUGUGGAAGCCAACCCAACCCCGUGGAAGCCAGCCCACCCCCGUGGAAGCCAACCCAACCCGUGGAAGCCAACCCACCCCCGUGGAAGCCAACCCACCCCCGUGGAAGCCAACCCACCCCCGUGGAAGCCAACCCAACCCCGUGGAAGCCAACCCACCCCCGUGGAAGCCAACCCAUCCCCGUGGAAGCCAACCCACCCCCGUGGAAGCCAACCCACCCCCGUGGAAGCCAAUCCACCCGCGUGGAAUCGAACCCACCCUCGUGGAAGGCAACCCACCCCGUGGAAGCCAACCCAACCCCGUGGAAGCCAACCCACCCCAGUGGAAGCCAACCCACCCCCGUGGAAACCAACCCAACCCCGUGGAAGCCAACCCACCCCCGUGGAAGCCAACCCAACCCCGUGGAAGCCAACCCACCCCCGUGGAAGCCAACCCACCCCCGUGGAAGCCAACCCAUCCCAGUGGAAGCCAACCCACCCCCGUGGAAGCCAACCCAACCCCGUGGAAGCCAACCCAUCCCCGUGGAAGCCAACCCACCCCCGUGGAAGCCAACCCAACCCCGUGGAAGCCAACCCAACCCCGUGGAAGGCAACCCACCCCCGUGGAAGGCACCCUACCCUGUGGAAGUCAACAAACCCCGUGGAAGGUAACCCACCUCCGUGGAGGCCAACACAACCCCGUGGAAGCCAACCCAACCCCGUGAAAGCCAACCCACCCUCGUGA